Cladocopium goreaui is the source of this 708-nucleotide messenger RNA. NCBI's taxonomy places the organism in Eukaryota, Dinophyceae, Suessiales, Symbiodiniaceae. The record is from the annotation of a GenBank genome assembly.
AUGGCCGGGAAGACCAUCAUUUUUGUUCGACAUGGUGAGUCUGAAUACAAUAAGGCCAUGCGCGCCACGGGCCAAGAUCCCUUCCUGCGCGAUGCGCCCCUGACGGAGACCGGACGCGCACAGGCGGAGGAGGCGCAAGGCGUCUUGCGAAAGCUGCAGGAGGAGGUCGGCAGUGAUGGUUGGCUGCUGCUGAGUUCGCCUUUGCAGCGAGCUCUCGAUACUGCAGCAGGUCUGUGGCCUUCACGUUUCUUUGCUCCGGCGGAGCGCUUGGAGCGCUUGGAAGUCUGGCCGGAGCUAAGGGAAGUGAUCACCGGCUGCGAUGAUUUGGGGUCCACGCCCCAAAGGUUGCUCGAGAAAUAUCCACAUCUGCAGCAGCUCAAUCUUCUGCCAGAGGUUUGGUGGACUGUGCCCGCGGCCUAUCAAAACCUCCCAGCGGAUGGCGAUGCCAUGAAGGAUGCCUACAAGGACGACGAAGAUGCCUUUGAGGACGCAGAUGAAGCCGUGUUUGACAGCCGCGUGGCGUUGUUGAUCGAAAAGCUGGCUGCAGUGCCUGAAAGCAAAAUAGUCGUGGUCGCCCACUGUGACCUGAUUGGAAAACUGACCAAAAAGAUGGGCCUGAAGGAAAAGACAACCUCUGGCGGCUUUAGGAAGGGCUGGUGGCUGAGCAACUGUGAAUGCCGAAUGCUCCGUGAUUUCCACUUCAGCUGA